Messenger RNA from Bactrocera tryoni, 1802 nucleotides. RefSeq lists its product as uncharacterized. NCBI's taxonomy places the organism in Eukaryota, Metazoa, Arthropoda, Insecta, Diptera, Tephritidae. The coding region runs from base 678 to 1499 and encodes 273 amino acids. The transcript has 2 exons. The record is from RefSeq and is a predicted model, not a curated record.
CCCGUUGAAGCGGGCGAACCAAAGGGGCGCGGUGAAAUGUCGUAGUAAUCGGUAUUGCGGGUUUGCUGAUUGGAAAAAUAAUAGAAAUUAUUUGAUACGCAGAAAGAAAGUGCUUACUUGUUGGAUCGCUGAUGUCGGACCACUAUAGCAUACAGUGGCGUAGUUACAACUUCGGGCGCCCGAGGCCAAGGAUGUUCUGUUCUCUAUAUGCAGCAAAGUCUUUUCUAAUUACGAGACCACCACUUUUUAUACAUAGUAUAUGUGGCAACACCAUGAUCUACUACUUUUAAAAUGCAACCGUAUGCUAUCCUGAUGUUGCUUUUAAUCGUAUCGUCGCUUUGCACUUACAUUCGUUUUUGAAAAGACAAGGCAUCAAACACUGCAGCUUUGAGUUUAUGCUUUCUUCUGUAAAAACCCGUCAACGAGUAAGGAUCACUACAUUGUAAAAGCCUUUAAUUGGUGACCCGGACGUGAUCUAGCACCAGAGGUAAUUCAGCGCCCAGAUUAAUCCGGUGUUCAACGUAAUCCAUCACCUGAAGGAGUCAACGCCUUAGUUCAUCCAGUACUCCAGUGCUCAACGCGAUCGCGAUCCUGUGCCAUCUUCCUUUUUCAUCACGUUCACGUGCAAAGGCGUGAACAGUGCAGCUUAGAUCAUCGAUUUCCCGGAUUCCAGUGACAUGAUGAAUGAUAGCAUGGCCGUUUCAGGUGGAAGCAGCGGUGUCGAGCAUAUUUCAACCCAAAACGUUUCGCCCAGACUUCCGCUGCCCUCGAUGUCAGAGGAUAACAUCGAGGCAUAUUUUUAUUCGCUAGGUUUCUGGUUUGAAGCCUCGCGAGUUUUUGACGAUUCAGUGAAAUUUAACAUUGUGUUAGCAAGUGUGCCUCCGGCAAAACUAAUUGAAAUGCGCACUAUUAUCGACGACACGCCUCUUACGGAUAAAUACGGGUAUAUUCGGCGGAAAAUUAUUGAUAUUUUCACCGAAAGCCAGCAGCGCCGCCUCCAACGGGUCUUAAAGGAGCUACCGCUGGGCGAUCGUAGACCCAGCGAGUUGUACCACGAGAUGCGACGUACUGCUGGACCCGCACUCAGCGAGAGCAUUCUGCACGAUCUGUGGGUUAGUCGUUUACCGCCGUACGCUCAGGCGGCCAUUAUCGCGACAAACGCUCCCAUCGGUGAGAAGAUAAAAAUCGCGGAUUCCAUCUCAGAGUGCUUAGAGAUGAAAGUUGGUAACCAGAUUUGCGAGGUUAGCACCGAACCGUCGUUUCCAGAUGAGUGGUCGAAUCUUCGAGCUGAAGUCGCCGCUUUAACAAAGCAAGUCAAUCAAUUCAUGCGCAAUAGCCGCACACAACAGCGCUCUAGAUCUUCAAGUGCCUCACGCAGCAGAAGAGGCACGCUCAGUGUACCGUGCUUGUGCUGGUACCAUACGAAAUUCGGGGCAAAUGCCACAAAGUGUCGACAGCCGUGUACAUUCACACAGUCGCCGCCUCAAAACGUCGAGUAGGUGGGCGGAGCUAAUCCAAUAUCAGGGCUCGGCAAAUACCCUGAUAUACAAAGGAGCUAUCGACUCUGCAUCUACGAUACAUCAGCAAAAAUGAAAUUUCUCAUAGACUCAGGUGCAGAUGUCUCUGUCAUACCCAAGUCAACCAAAUUAGCUCAUGCUCACCCAUCAUCAACACUCCUGUUUGCCGCGAAUGGCUCCACCGUAUCUAGUUACGGUGAAGUCAUGCUUAAACUUAAUCUUAACCUGCGGAGGGAAUUCCUCUGGAAUUUUAUUGUCGCAGACGUAUCGCAAGCCAUUCUUGGU